Messenger RNA from Sphaeramia orbicularis (orbiculate cardinalfish), 3605 nucleotides. It is a transcript of the gene ccdc186, whose product is annotated as coiled-coil domain-containing protein 186. The transcript is spliced from 17 exons. Gene Ontology annotation, molecular function: small GTPase binding. Gene Ontology annotation, cellular component: trans-Golgi network. Bases 168 to 3218 code for a protein of 1016 amino acids. Gene Ontology annotation, biological process: vesicle cytoskeletal trafficking. Lineage: Eukaryota; Metazoa; Chordata; Actinopteri; Kurtiformes; Apogonidae. The record is from RefSeq and is a predicted model, not a curated record.
GUCAUAUCAAAGUGACUUGCUGGGGCGAUCAGCUGGAUAGGCAGCAAGCUCAAAGUUCAUCAUUACACAGAUUGCCUCCGAAUUGAAUUACACAUGGACUUCUUGCAUUCGAUUUGAACUGUGCUAAGUCUGUGGAACAUCUUGGUGCUGCUUCAGGUCCAAACAAGAUGGAAGGAUCGGAGGUUGAAUCAGUGUUGGAGGAACUGCCCCCAGGGAAUGAGUUUCACAACAGCACAUCUAACAUGGAAAAUGAGGACGAAGUCUGUCAUAACAGUGAAGAUGAACCUAUAAAGUACAGUCAAGUGAAAGAUGAAGCACAGCUUGACAGUGAAUUAAUAAAGACUGCAGCAGAUACUCUAAUAGACUUUAAGACAGAGCCAGAAACUGAAAUUCACAGUGAGACACAGGUACAGGAAAGUCAGCUGUCGACUGAUACCAGUUGUCAUGCUGGUUUAGUUUCUGUUGAAGGUGAUGGACCUCUUUUUAGUCUUUCAAAUGAGGCUGAUGAUGCUAUGGUGGCCCCAGUUACCACUUUGGCCAAUGUUGUAGAAAGCUCCCCUUCUGUUCUUGAGGGGACAAUAGAAACCUUGUUGACUUUUGAUGAAGUGAAUGAUUGUCCUGCCAUCAGUCUUGACAGCAGUGAGAAGCCAUCAGUCUUAGUUACCAAUUGUCCUGUAGCGCAUUUGUCUGCUGAUGACAGUGGGUCAGCUGAGAGUCCAUCAUCCACCUCUGAACAAAGCUCUUCCAAAAACUCACCUAUCGACUUGACAACCACCUCCGGGAUCUCUAAUGGCCCAUCUAGCCCCAACUCUGACACUGUCAGCUCUUCACUUGCUUCCAGCCCCCAGACCAGUGCCAACAUAUCAGCCCCUUUACAUACCUCGUCGAGCCCAUAUGACACAGACUGCAGCCGAAAGCUCAUUUCCCAAAUCCAGCGCUCACUGUCGCAAGAGUCGCUGCUGGAUGAGCUAGAGUCUGAGCUGAUGUCCUGUCAGUUGUCUGAGAAUGAAAUUGGAAGUGAGAGGAAGGAAAGCCCACCUGUCAACGGACUCCCUACAGACCAGGAGGGCUGCAUGGUGGUCUUCGAAAAGUGUGUCCAGUACAAGUAUGCCCAGCAGGAGAAGGCUAUUCAGAGGUUGCUUGAGGAAAAUAAGCGACACCAGGAGCUGAUCUUGGGAAUCUGUUCAGAGAAAGACACCAUGAGGGACGAGUUGAAGAAAAGGGCAGAGACGGAAAAACAGCACAUCACCAGCAUUAAAAAGUUGGAGGGCAGGGUGGAGGAGCUACUGAAAGAGCUCAAAGAGUCUCGGGAUAAACUGAUCCACCAGGACCAGGCAGCUAAAGCUGCCCUCCAGCAGAUGCAAAGGGAGAUGGCCUAUCGUGUGGAACAGCUGAACAAGAAGUGUGAUGAAGCCCGCCAAGAGAAGGAAGCCAUGGUGAUGAAGUAUGUACGAGGGGAGAAGGAGGCCCUUGACCUGAGACGGGAUAAGGAGAGCCUGGAGAAGCGUCUGAGGGAGGCCACCAAAGAGGUGGACCGCCAGGCUCUCCGAGGAAACCAACUGGCCCAGGAGAAAGGCAGGCUGCAGCAACUGUACGAUGCCAAGGAAGGGGAGGUUAACAGGUUUUCUCGAGAGGUGGAAAAGUUGAAGGAGGAGAUCAAUUCGCAUCUCAUCAAGGUUAAAUGGGCCCAGAACAAGCUCAAGAGUGAAGCAGAUGCACACAAGGAAACUAAAGACAAACUGAGAGAGACCACGUCCAAACUGACCCAGGCCAAAGAAGAGACUGAACAGAUCCGCAAGAACUGCCAGGACAUGAUCCGAACAUACCAGGAAUCAGAGGAGCUCAAGUCCAAUGAGUUGGAUGCUAAACUGCGGGAAACCAAAGGGGAGCUGGAAAAACACAAGCAAGAACAAACAGACCAAUUAGAGGUUCACAGAGUAAAGGCAAAAGAACUGGAAGACCUGAAGAGGAGUUACAAGGAGGGCAUGGAUGAGCUCAACACUCUGCGCACAAAGUUAAAGUGUCUAGAGGACGAGCGUCCACGCUGGGAGGAUGAACUGACCAAGUACAGGGAGAUCAUAAACAGGCAGAAGACGGAGAUUGGCCGCCAGAGAGAGAAGCUGGAGGAGAUCAAUGUACUUGAGGAGCAACAACAGCGUGAUAAGCAGGAGAUUGCAUUUCUGAGUGAGGAGGUAGAUGGCUUGAACAACCAAAUGGCCGAUCUCCAGCGUGAUGUACAAGGAAGCAGGGAACGGGAAGCUGAGUUACUGGGCUUCACUGAGAAGCUGAGCAGUAAGAACGCUCAGCUCCAGUCAGAGAGCAAUGCACUGCAGGUUCAGCUGGAUCAGCUCACCGGCAGCUUCAGUGAGCUCCAAGCACAGCUGGAGGAGACUAGUCGGCAACUGGACGACAAGUCACGGCAGUUAAAACGGGAAGAGGAGCUGAGGCAGCAGGAGGUGCAGGGCCUGCAGGAGGAGCGGGCAGCGCUGCAGACAGAGGUCGCCCAACUAAAAACCAGAGUAGAAGAGCUGCGAGAUGAGUUGGUAACACAGAAAAGGAAGCAGGCCGUCAACAUCAAGGACUUGACAAAACAACUAACGCAAGCUCGAAAGAGACUGGAGCAGGUUGAGAAUGGAGGCUGUGACCGAGAUGCAGGCAGUAUGGGCAGUCGCUCCAGUUCCUCAGGCUCCUUGAAUGCACGCCAUGGUGGGAGUGGUGGUGUUGAAGAGCGUUCACCAGAGAGCCAGUCCGGUCCUUCAGUGGUCGUCGUGGACAGCUUCCCAGAAGUUGACAAGGCAGUGCUAGUCGAGCGCAUUGUCCGUCUGCAAAAAGCCUUGGCACGCAAGCAGGAAAAAAUUGAGUUCAUGGAAGACCAUAUCAAGCAGCUAGUGGAGGAGAUCCGCAAAAAGACCAAAAUCAUCCAGAGCUAUGUGUUAAGAGAGGAGUCAGGGGCCCUUUCGUCAGAGGCGUCUGACAUUAACAAGGCCCACCUGAGCCGGCGGGGGGGCAUCAUGGCUUCGCUGUACACUUCCCAUCCGGCGGACAGCGGACUGACCCUGGACCUGUCAUUGGAGAUCAACAGAAAGCUGCAGGCCGUGUUGGAAGACACACUGCUGAAGAAUAUUACUCUGAAGGAGAAUCUGCAGACCCUGGGAGCAGAGAUCGAGAGGCUCAUAAAACAGCAGAGAGUUCCAGACGACGGAGCAAGAAGGAAGUGACACGGCUACUUCACAGAAGGACCAGGAACUAUUUGAGAUCUUCACCCCAGCUUUGUUUUUUCGUAUCACACACUCCGACUAUCUGAAGGAAAUAUUCGACUGUUGUCAGUGCCAGUAGCGUCUCAGACUUGUUGAAUUGUGAGUCCAUUUGGAGAUUGCAUCUGAACUUACUUGAACCGUCACUAUUCCAUCCACACUGUAACACCUCCGCCUGUGACACAACUGGCCCCAUUCUUCCUCUGGUUUAAUGUCCGUCUCCUCUGAGCCUCGCAAGUUAUGUGAAGCUUGAAAAUCUGACUGCCUUUUAUAAAAAAAAAACAAAAAAAAACAAAUAGACUCAAGAUGCCAUAAUUAUGAAUGUAUAGCAAAUCAUAGCAAUGAGACUGA